AUGUCGUUGGAUUCACUUCUCGCUAUCGAGGGUGAGAACAUCAAGGGCAGUGAAAGUGUUGCUACAUAUUCUUAUGGUAACAUAUUCUUGAAUUAUGCAGCUUCCAAGACAUCGUUAUUGAUCGCCCAGCUUCGACAGUCUCAAGCUGAUCUUAAUGCACAACAUCAUGAUGAAAAAUAUGCAUUAACCGCAUUGAAUGAACGUUUCCAUCUCUUCGUGGAAUAUGUUCAACGACUGGAAUCACAACAUGCCAAAUACAUGGCUCAAUUGGCCUCAUUUAUACGACACUCGUAUGAUAUCAGUACUAUUGAAAGUAAAUACAAAGAAGAGUAUGUGCAUUUAAACUCUAAUCUUAUGGCAUUAAACAGUGAAAAGAUCGAUGAUGAAAUCGGACGUGAAAUGUUUCAAUUACAGGCUGCCAUCUAUCUUCAAUUGAUUGAGCUUGAACAAUAUACAAAAGGUGAACAAUCUUUGAAAUUAGAAGAACAAUUGAAUAAGACAUCGGCUAUGCUCAGUACUCUACGUACAUCGCAUGCAAAUUUAGAACGGGAAAUUAAAACUCUGUUUGCAUUGCGUUCAAAAACAUUACAAGAGUACCUGAUACUGACACAAAAGUGGUACAACGUGAAAAAAAAUACAAGUGAACAGAAAUGGAGUACGAAAGUGUUGAAGAAUCAAAUUAUUUUUUACAAGAAUAUACAUUCGUAUUUAAAGUCGGUGUAG
Molecule: messenger RNA, 723 nt
Organism: Rotaria sp. Silwood2
Lineage: Eukaryota; Metazoa; Rotifera; Eurotatoria; Philodinida; Philodinidae
Source: the annotation of a GenBank genome assembly